Fragaria vesca subsp. vesca is the source of this 1114-nucleotide messenger RNA. RefSeq lists its product as uncharacterized. The record is from RefSeq and is a predicted model, not a curated record. Bases 191 to 886 code for a protein of 231 amino acids. The transcript is spliced from 2 exons. NCBI's taxonomy places the organism in Eukaryota, Viridiplantae, Streptophyta, Magnoliopsida, Rosales, Rosaceae.
AAGGAUACAAAGAAGGCAAUAUAUUCGCCUUCAGAAUAAGCUCCAAGGCCACUAUCACGCAAGCAGGUCAAUUUUGAACAUCAGGCCGAGGAAGGAUGGAGCAUUAAACAGCACUAGUUUUGCUGAUAUCAUUGCCAUUUGCACCAUCAACUCCCUACCCGAAAAGGAAAAGGCUCCAUUAACUCCAAGCAUGAGCAUCGUUUAUCAUGAAGAGGAGGAGGAGGAGGUGCCCAACCCUUCAAAAAGAUCCAAGUUUCUUGCUGCAUGUCUCAUGGAUGCGUUUUCCAACUGCCAUAUGCCUCGGCUUCGAACUUCAAGCCCAGAAGCAGAGGAUCACCCGGCAAGUGAUGACUUUGAAGAUGAACAGGAACUGAUUGUAUCUGCAAUCCGGAGCCGUGCAAUGGAAAAGCUGAAGCGCAAGCCGAGCAGUUUGAGUUUGACAGAUAGCUUUUCUUGGGUUUACUCUACGAAAACUGGAGAGUUAUACAUAACUCAAAAAGCAGCGGAGAAGAAAGAGGAGUGUGAAGAUGAAGAAGAUGAUGAAAAGGAAGAGUUCUUAUCAGUGGCCAGUUGCUUCUCUUGCUGCUCAGCUAGUGCUGCUGCAAGUAGGGAUGUGUUUCUCUCUGUCAAGACUAGUCUUUCAAGAUGUUCGAGCCUUGAUGGUUUUGAGUUCAACUUCAACGACUUUCAGAAGAGGCAGUCCAUAAUUCAACAGCUGUGCCAUUGUGAGGGCUGGCCGUUUGGCCUUUGCCGGAAGGCUGUGUUGCUUCCGCCUCUGCCCAAGUCUCCGUCGGAGUCGUGGACAUGGCGCAAAGGGACUGUAACAAAAUCGAAGAGCUUACCCUCCAGAUCACAUACAAUGACACCAAAUAUAGUGCCUACAUAGAACCGCUUGCGAUUGCUGAAUAAGAAAGCAGUUACAAUAACAAUAAUUUUCCUCUGUAAAACCAUAUGAUCCGCUUCCGUUGUGAUUUUUGGAAAUUCUACAUAUAUGUAGUGCUACAGUACUUUUUGAUAUGAAAAUUAUCAACUGAAAUUCUUAAAGCAGAUUGGCUGCAAUGUGUUGUAAUGAAACUGUCAAAUAAAACAUCUGACUAAUGGAUUCCCUUGUUAC